Messenger RNA from Microthlaspi erraticum, 534 nucleotides. Lineage: Eukaryota; Viridiplantae; Streptophyta; Magnoliopsida; Brassicales; Brassicaceae. The record is from the annotation of a GenBank genome assembly.
AUGAGGAUCGAUUCAGACACGGAAUCCGCUUCGGCAGAGGAGACUUAUAUCACGGGAUCUAGCGCUGAAUCGCCGCCUAGGUCAGAUGCCGAUUCUUCUAGCGUGAAUCGGAGUGAUCAGACCCCUGAAAGGACGACGAGGCCUCUGCUACGCCGAGCAGACUUGAGGGUUCGCCGAUCGUCGAACAAUGUCAACGAGAUCGGCGCAGUCCCCGAUUGUUACUCCGAGUCUCGAGAUGAGGAUGUUUUGGACGACUUGCCGCUUUUCGACGCGUUUAGAGGAUACGCGUGCUCGAUGCUCGGCCGCGUCUGUCCCGGCAGCCGUGCAGAUGGAAACGACGAGGAGGCAGCCGAGGUCGCCAGGAAGAAGAAGGAAGCCGAGAUCGCCAAAGAGAAGAAAGACGCGAUCGCCAAGGAGAGGAAGGCUUCGAUAGCCAAGGGGAAAAGGGCUGCUGAAAGGGCUGCGGUUCGGCAGAGAGAAAAGGCCAACCCCGGCGGUCAGGGGGAACUCGAAGCCGAGCCGAAACAGCCGUGA